AUGAGGGCAGAGGGAAUGUCUCCCCUCCUGGCUCUGGGGCUCCUGGUGGCUGGGCUCUGCUCCAGUGUCCACUGCCUCCCAGGGGGUGGGCUUGACCCGGAGGAUGUGACCCCAGAGGACCAACACAAAGGGGCACCUAUGGACGACCACACUUUCGUCUCCAGCAACACCGACUUCACCUUCAGCCUCUACAAGCAGUUGGCUUUGAAGACCUCCAAUGAGAAUGUCAUCUUCUCCCCCCUGAGCGUCUCCAUGGCCUUGGCCUUCCUGUGCCUGGGGGCCCGCGGACCCACCCUGACGGAGCCCCUGGAAGGCUUCAAGUUCAACCUCACAGAGAGCCCUGAGACAGAAAUCCACCAGGGCUUCCAGCACCUCCUGCAGACGCUCGGCCGACCCAGCGACCAGUUGCAGCUGAGCGUGGGCAACGCCAUGUUCGUCCAGGAGCAGCUGAAGCUUCUGGACAAGUUCAGGGAAGAUGCCUGGGCGCUGUGUGCCUCCGAGGCCUUCUCCACCGACUUCCGGGAUUCCGACACUGCCAAGAAGCUCAUCAAUGACUACGUGAAGAAUAAAACGCAGGGGAAAAUUGUGGAGCUGUUCAAAAAUGUUUCCCAGAGCACAGUGAUGGUCCUGGUGAAUUACGUCUACUUUAAAGCCCAGUGGAAGAAGCCCUUUGAUCCCAGCCAUACUUAUAAGUCAGAGUUCCACGUGAGUGAGAACAGGACAGUGGAGGUGCCCAUGAUGACCACUGGGGGCCUGGAAACGCCUUACUUCCGGGACGAAGAGCCCUGCACCACGCUGGAGCUCAGGUACACCAGCGACGACAGCGCGCCCUUCAUCCUCCCUGACGAGGGCAAAAUGCACGACCUGGAGGCCAAGCUGCUCCCAGAGACGCUGAGGAGGUAGAGAGACUCCCUGCAGCCCAGACGGAUAGAUGAACUCAACUUGCCAAAGUUUUCCAUCUCCAGCGACUAUAAGCUGAGAAACAUACUUUCCCAGCUGGGUAUUAAGAAAGUCUUCAACCACGAGUCUGACCCGUCAGGAAUCACAGAGGUCAACAAGCUGGGGGAGGCCCAUGGGGUCCACCAGGCCAUGCUUGAUGUGGGCGAACAAGGCAUGGAAGGAGCUGUUGCCACUGGAAUCAAGAUGAUGACUUCAACCUUACAAGCAUUCAUUGCUAGUUUUGGCAGGCCCUUUCUGAGUUCCGUAAUUCACAAAGAUACUCAGAGCAUCAUCUUUUUGGGCAAAGUCACCAACCCCAGUCAAGCCUGGGCCUCCCCUCUGAGUGGCAGGUCCCCUCGCUAA
Messenger RNA from Lagenorhynchus albirostris (white-beaked dolphin), 1302 nucleotides. RefSeq names its product serpin A3-8-like. NCBI's taxonomy places the organism in Eukaryota, Metazoa, Chordata, Mammalia, Artiodactyla, Delphinidae. Gene Ontology annotation, biological process: negative regulation of endopeptidase activity. The record is from RefSeq and is a predicted model, not a curated record. Gene Ontology annotation, molecular function: serine-type endopeptidase inhibitor activity.